Messenger RNA from Desarmillaria tabescens, 1481 nucleotides. RefSeq lists its product as uncharacterized. The coding region runs from base 176 to 1213 and encodes 345 amino acids. Lineage: Eukaryota; Fungi; Basidiomycota; Agaricomycetes; Agaricales; Physalacriaceae. The transcript has 3 exons. The record is from RefSeq and is a predicted model, not a curated record.
CAUUAUUAGGACCCCCUUGCAUUUACUUGUCACUGAUUGCAAUCAUGAUACUCAGAUCGUUCGAGCCUAUCCUAUUUAAUCCAAAGAUACUGUGUGCUGUUUCUAAGAGCAUCUCUCGACAUUCCCCAUCACUGGUCUUACUCUUGCUCUUGCAGCAUCGCAAUACAACUGUGCCAUGGUUGGCUAUAGUAACUACACUUGUGACGACAGACUCGAUGUUUUCAAAUAUACUGGGUCAUGGAAUUAUGAUGAUUACAAUGCUUCUAGCGUUAAUCAAAUUGGGACGCUAACUUGGACAGACGACCUGACAGCCAAUGUAACCUUCACUUUUCCUGUAAAAGCUAAUGCUUUCUACUACUACAGCAUACCUCGCUGCUGUGGGGGGUUGUAUGCAAUAUGUAUCGAUUGUGAUCUCGGAAAUCCCAAAUUCGAGAUCAUCGACGCUGUCAGAGCUGGUGCCGACAGUGAAAGUCCUCCGGACAUCCUAUACACUAAAUCCUUUGAUCAGCUAGGAAUACAUGAGAUAAUCUUAAAAAACCAGUACGAUUCACGGGGACCUUCGCAGUUAACGGUGGACAAAUUUGUAUUCCAGAUUGAAGAUAACAGCGUUACCAGUGCUACAGAAUCCUUGACAGGGACAUCCGGAGCAUCCUCCUCCUCCAUCUUUGUGUCCUCAUCUACUGCCCCGGCGGUAUCUCAAUCAACCAGAGCCUCACCUUCCGCUUCCCAAACCCCCAUAGGUGCCAUCGUCGGAGGAGUUGUAGGAGGCAUCGCGGUCAUCUCCCUUUGCUUAAUCAUAUGGUUUUUCAAGCAACGUCGCCAACGCACACAGCCAGAGCAUAACGACGUGAAUACGAGUUCCUAUAUCAGUCCCCAUCAACAGUCCCCAUUCAUUAUAUCUCACCCAAAUACACCUAUCCCUACCCCGUAUACCGUGAUGGAAACCACCUCCCAACAUAUGCCAAAGGGAGCAAGAAGAGCUUCAGUGGCUGCUGGACCUUCAAUUCCGAAUGCACCGUUGGGACACGCACACCUCUCUUCAUCGCGUAUGGCCUCCGAUGAACGCUGGCCUCAGCGGGAGAAUGAUGCGGGUCGGAUAGACGCUGACGAUGGUGGCAACAAUAUUGUAACGUUCCCGCCUGGGUACGAGGAUAUUGUCAGCGGUGGACACCUUGAUGGUGAGCAACUUACCACUAGAGGCCCAACCCUCUAGUAGAGGGACGUUGAUUCGCAGGUUGCCUACACCUGAGGUUCGAAGGCCUCCUCCCUCGGAAAGCGGGCCUUCUUGAGCUUUUUAACAACCUUCUCGCGAACUCGUUCAGUUUGAUGAGGCCAACCCUCUGCUCAUUAUUCCAUAUUUUCUUUCUAUUUCAGGUGUAUGUAGACUUGUAAAGUUAUCCACUGUAGCGCUUAUUUAAACUUCGAGAAAAUGGUGGUUUCAGUGGUCCUCCAAUACCACGACCUGUAUUUCAAUGUAGAGC